Messenger RNA from Strongylocentrotus purpuratus (purple sea urchin), 2845 nucleotides. Its product is annotated as acetylcholine receptor subunit beta-type acr-3-like. Bases 666 to 1301 code for a protein of 211 amino acids. Gene Ontology annotation, cellular component: membrane. The record is from RefSeq and is a predicted model, not a curated record. The transcript has 4 exons. NCBI's taxonomy places the organism in Eukaryota, Metazoa, Echinodermata, Echinoidea, Camarodonta, Strongylocentrotidae. Gene Ontology annotation, biological process: monoatomic ion transport.
UCAAUAAUAUAACAAAUAAUUCAAUGUUAAUAAUCACCCGUCACUGUAACAUACAAAUAAUGAUUAAAAGAUCUGAAAUAAAAAUCCUUGGAGUUCAUUUCUUCACCAUGACCGGCGCAACGAAAUAAACACAAAUAAUGCGUAUAAUGGCAUUGCGUUAAAAUGACGCUUUGCUUGGCAACGAGAAUAUCAUAUUAUGUAGUGUGUAAGAGAAGUAGGAGACCGAAAAUGAGACGGAGACAACUAAUCACAAAGUACACUAUCCUGAAAAUGUCUGUCAGGCACUCCCUCAAUGAGAUGAGAAAUUAUUCUUACAAUGAUCAAAGCUACCGCCUGCUGAGUUUACAAACCUGGACGAUAACUGCAAAAGCAUACUGCUCAUUUUCCAAUUCGAGUUGUUUGAAAGUUGUAAAACCUUAUUUAUUCCUUCAAUAAUAUUGUUCCAGGUCCGUUUUCAAAUUUCAACCGACGACGAUGCCAAUGUGAACUUAUUCCAUAAAAAUGGAGUCUGGAUACUGGAAAAGACAACAUCCAGAAAUCAGAUCGUUGAAUUAUGUUGCUACAAUAUCUCUUUGUCCUCAGUCCAGUUUAUCCUGCAAAUCCGCCGUGAAUCGAGUUUCUACACUCGUACUGUCGUUGUCCCAUGUAUUCUCCUGACGGCGUUGAUGGCGCUCGUCUGUUGGCUUCAUCCAGCGUCUGGUGAGAAGGUGACCUUGGCGGUCAGUAACCUUCUGGCAUUGAUCCUCUUCCAGCAGCUCGUGGCCGAUAGACUGCCACCAAGCGGUGAGACUACGUCCAUCAUUGUGAUUUUCUUCACCGUGAUGAUUGGGUUGAGCUGUGCAGAGGUGGUCUGCUCCAUCAUUGUCCUGCGACUCUACCAUACCGGUGGAAGGCGGCAGAUACCCAACUGGUUGAGACGCACGAUGCUUCACCCGUUCAUCAUGCGUCUCUACACGAACGCAGAGUGUACCGCCAUGUUGCGUGCCGAGGAUAAGGCCAACGAACUCCUGAUUAUGAAUUCACUGAGUAAUCCGACUCAACAAAACAACACCAUCAUCUCAACACAAAACCAAGAAAACGGGAUGUACGAGGAAAAGAAAACAAACGGUGUCGUCCAAACCAUCAGCCAACCGCCGGAAGUCGACACUGUGAGCAUGCGCUAUGACCUGGAAGUGGUUAACCGGACGUGGCAGGAAGUGGCCAUCGUCUGCGACAAGUUCUUGUUUAUUCUUCUGCUACUGGUCACUUUUGUCGCUUGGUUGUAUCUUCUUGUUAGCUUUCUGACGAUGAAACAAUGGUAACAGGCAGGAGAAGAUGAGAAUUACCUCAUGAUAAUAUACCCUUGCCUACGUUGUAACUGUAAUAAGUUGUCAAGAAAUAUUAGUUUUAUGCGACGCAUUCAGUAUCUCUUGCCUAAGCAAGUACUAGUAAUGAUUUAAAUUAAUCCCUUUUAACCUCACAUUGACUCCUGCAAUAUUAAUAGAGUUCAAUAAUUGCAAAAGCGCUAUGCGAGACUUAUGCUACAUGCCUAUUUGUGUAAAAGUGGCAAAAUGCCUGGGUAUCAUGAUAGACGAGGAGUUACGUUGGGCGGAACAUGUGGAAAAAGUUAUAAAAACUGCUCAAAAAAUACAAGUGUAAUUGAGCGAGCCAAACGUUAUGUUCCAACAAGAUCUCAGAAACUUCUAUAUAAUGCCAUCGUACUUCCUUAAUUUGAUUAUUGUUCCUCGGUUCUAUCAAGACGUCACCUACUUUGAACAUUUUUAAACACAAUCUAAAAGCCCUGUUAUCUGCAGAUGACAUGUAAGUUAACCUUUGGGUUUUUUUUCGUGCGAAGCUAACCAAUUUUUCCUAAUUGCAAAAUUACUAAAGGUUGAUAUGGUUAACCCUAUAUCCUGCAUACAUACAUGUAAUUUAUCCAUUUUCAGAUACCUUGUAAACAACCUACGUGUAUAAGUUAGAGAGCAAUCGAAUGUAAAUAUGUACUUGCUCUCGGUUCCCAGGAGUCGUACACGCUUUGGGGAUCGAUCUUUUUCUGUUUCCGCACCACGUCUCUGGAACAAUCUCCCUCAGGCUGUACGAUCUUCUCCUUCUCUCGCUAUCUUUCAACGUUCCUUGAAAACCUUUCUCUUUAAUAGUUGAAUUUAUAUAUUUUUGUGUACGUAAUUUUAUUGUUUGCUAUCAAUGUCAAUUAAGUAAUGUAAUGUUGUAAAGCGCUGUGAUACACAUGUAUGUCUGUAAGAGCGCUAUAUAAAUGCCAAUAUUAUUAUUAUUAUUAUUACAGUAUAUAACAAUGUUGGUAUCCCGUGCCCGUGUGUUAAGCUUUAUCAGAUUAGUAAAAAUGUAUGUUUUCAAUCAUUUUGUUGACUUUCUUUUAAAUACGUGGUUAUCAUCUAUUCUUCAUUUUUUUCUCCAUAGUUGAAUUUAAUUUCUAUUAAAAUUGAAAAUUCCAUACACACAUUUCUUGUAAUGAAUCAAGUAUAAUUAUUGAAUGAUCAGUUAUUUCAUGAGGAUACCAAUACAUUUGUACUUCACCUGUUCAUAUGCUUGUGUAUUAAUCUGUUGUUUUUGCUGCUGUUAUUUUGUUUUAUUCUUACCAAACAGGGCCUCAUUGAAGACCACCAAAUUGGUGAUAUUUCCCACCCUGUAUAAAUAUCUGAAAUAAAUAGAUAAAUAUCAUCUUUACUUUCUUUCACGAGGCGAUGUAAAUACUUUACCAUUAUAAAUGCACUCGCAUCCAUUUUAUCGUAUCAAAUUUGAAUAUAAUAUUUUGGUAAACAAUCUUUAGGAGUUAAGAUUUAUUUCCGUUCUUUUAAAUCUUAACCUUGUAUAUUUCGUAUUAUAUUUU